AUCGAAAAUACGUCAGAGAUGGAUCACUAUGCAAUGGGCGAUAAGUCCCAGAACGGAAGGAUAUACGAGAAAGAAAUUGAGCAGGAAGAAAUUAAAAAUAUUGUCAAUUCCAAUACAACUGUGAAUGAAAAUGGCAAUUCAGAUCACCUAUGAAAGCACGGAAAUAAGCCCUCCCUCCAAUCAUGUUGGCAAGGAUUUUGACGGAACGUUAAAUAUGCUUUUGGUAUUAAAGCUCUAGCUGCUGUGUUGUUCAGCUUAUCAAAGCCAUCAAAAAGUCUACUGCCUAAUCUUGCCAAUCUGUUAUCCAAGAGCAACAUAAAGUUCUGACUUUUUUUAGGAACUUUUGUUGGAUCAUAUAAAUUGAUUCUGCUCUCGCUGAGGAAAAUCUUUAAGAAUAAGGAUCAUCCACUUUUUCCUAUAAUUUCCGGAUUCCUUUCAGGAUUUUCAAUUUUGCUGCUAGAGUCCUCAAAGCUUAAGAAACUCAUACUGCUUGCCUUUGUGAUGAGAGCCUUGGAUACUAUAACCCAGCUGCUUGAUAAGAAGAAGAUUAUUAAGAAGAUCAAAUAUUUUGAGUGCUACAUGUUCGGUCCGAUUAUUGCCACUUUAGUGUACAUUUAUUUUUACGAAAAGCCUGUAUUCGCACCAGGAAUUGACAAAGCAUUCAAAGCUAUAGCUCAGCCAAACGAGAAGGAACUGGCUCUUGGGGAUAUAUACGUCAGACAGGGUAUCAGAUGGUUCCCUGGAGCAGCUAAGAAAAUACAGCCUUAA
Messenger RNA from Moneuplotes crassus, 768 nucleotides. The record is from the annotation of a GenBank genome assembly. NCBI's taxonomy places the organism in Eukaryota, Ciliophora, Spirotrichea, Euplotida, Euplotidae.